AUGUUCUGUACCGCCAUGUUCUAUAUCGCUAUGUUCUGUACCGCCAUGUUCUAUAUUCCUAUGUUCUAUACCACCAUAUUCUAUAUCGCUAUGUUCUGUAUCGCCAUGUUCUAUAUUGCUAUGUUCUGUACCACCAAAUUCUAUAUCGCUAUGUUCUGUACCGCCAUGUUCUAUAUCACCAUGUUCUGUACCGCCAUGUUCUCUACCGCCAUGUUCUCUACCGCCAUGUUCUAUAGCGCUAUGUUCUGUACCGCCAUGUUCUAUAUCACCAUGUUCUGUACCGCCAUGUUCUCUACCGCCAUGUUCUAUACCGCUAUGUUCUGUACCGCCAUGUUCUAUAUUGCUAUCUUCUGUACCACCAAAUUCUAUAUCGCCAUGUUCUAUAUCGCUAUGUUCUGUACAGCCAUGUUCUGUAUGGCUAUGUUCUGUACCACCAUAGUCUAUAUCGCCAUGGUCUGUAUCGCUAUGUUCUGUAUCGUUAUGUUCUGUAUGGCUAUGUUCUCAAUCGCCAUGUUCUGUUCCGCCAUGUUCUGUAUCACUAUGGUCUCUACCGCCAUGUUCUAUACCGCCAGGUUCUAUAUCGCUAUGUUGUGUACUGCCAUGUUCUGUACCGCCAUGUUCUUUACAGUCAUGCUCUGUACCGCCAUGUUCUGUAUCGCCAUUUCCUGUACCGCCAUGUUCUGUAUCGCUAUGUUCUGUAACGCCAUGUUAUGUAUCGCUAUGUUCUGUACUGCCAUGUUCUGUACCUCCAUGCUCUGUACCGGCAUGUUCUAUACAGCCAUGCUCUGUACCAUCAUGCUCUGUGCCACAAUGCUCUGUGCCAGCAUGUUCUGUAUCGCCAUGUUCUAUAUCGCUAUGUUCUGUACCGCCAUGUUCUAUAUCGCUAUGUUCUGUACCGCUAUGUUCUAUAUUGCUAUGUUCUAUACCACCAUAUUCUAUAUCGCCAUGUUUUCUACCGCCAUGUUCUGUACCAACAUUUUCUAUAUUGCUAUGUUCUGUACCACCAUAUUCUAUAUCGCCAUGUUCUGUACCAUCAUGUUCUAUAUCGUUAGAUUCUGUAUGGCUAUGUUCUGUACCGCCAUGUUCUUUAUCACUAUGUUCUGUACCGCCAUGUUCUAUAUCGCUAUGUUCUGUACCGCCAUGUUCUAUAUUCCUAUGUUCUAUACCACCAUAUUCUAUAUCGCUAUGUUCUGUAUCGCCAUGUUCUAUAUUGCUAUGUUCUGUACCACCAUAUUCUAUAUCGCUAUGUUCUGUACCGCCAUGUUCUAUAUCACCAUGUUCUGUACCGCCAUGUUCUCUACCGCCAUGUUCUCUACCGCCAUGUUCUAUAGCGCUAUGUUCUGUACCGCCAUGUUCUAUAUCACCAUGUUCUGUACCGCCAUGUUCUCUACCGCCAUGUUCUAUACCGCUAUGUUCUGUACCGCCAUGUUCUAUAUUGCUAUCUUCUGUACCACCAAAUUCUAUAUCGCCAUGUUCUAUAUCGCUAUGUUCUGUACAGCCAUGUUCUGUAUGGCUAUGUUCUGUACCACCAUAGUCUAUAUCGCCAUGGUCUGUAUCGCUAUGUUCUGUAUCGUUAUGUUCUGUAUGGCUAUGUUCUCAAUCGCUAUGUUCUGUACUGCCACGUUCUAUACCCCCAUGUUCUGA
Molecule: messenger RNA, 1644 nt
Organism: Haliotis rufescens (red abalone)
Lineage: Eukaryota; Metazoa; Mollusca; Gastropoda; Lepetellida; Haliotidae
Exons: 1
Coding region: 1-1644 (547 amino acids)
Source: RefSeq, a predicted model, not a curated record